GGUGAGAGACACAGAAACAGAGAGGCGACAGAGAGGUACUAAAGAGAGGGAGAGAGGGAGGAAUAGAGGAUUGGCCCUGUUGUUGCUGACCAUCUUUUAUCAAGACAGCAAAUCUGACCUUCAACACUAAGAGAACCAUUUGGAUUCAUCUGACCUUCGGUGACCUACGGUGAUUUAGCCGCGUGUGUAUGCAUGUGUGUGUGGAUUGGGAUGACACUGACAGCUCUCGCUUCUCUGAGAACCAACAUUAACUAGUUGCUAAGCUCGAAGGAACUGAGAGAGAUGGCGGAGGUCCCCAAGAUUGAACUUUUCAUCAAGGCCAGUGAUGAUGGGGAGAGCGUGGGGAACUGUCCCUUCUGUCAGCGACUCUUUAUGAUCCUCUGGCUGAAAGGGGCCAACUUCACCCUCACCACAGUGGACAUGAAGAGGGCUCCAGAGGUGCUGAAGGACCUGGCCCCGGGCUCUCAGCCCCCGUUCCUCAUCUUCGGGGAGGAGGUGCGCACUGACACCAACAAGAUCGAGGAGUUUCUAGAGGAGGCCCUGGCUCCUCCACAGUACCCCAAGCUCUGCUGUCGCUACAAGGAGUCCAACGGUGCUGGAGAUGACAUCUUCCACAAGUUCUCUGCAUACAUCAAGAACCCUAACCCUGGCCUCAAUGAUAUGCUGGAGAAGAAGUUUCUGAGGAGCCUGAUGAAGUUGGAUCAGUACCUGCUGACGCCACUCCCACAUGAGCUGGACCAGAACCCAGACGCCCGCCAGUACUCACGGCACUAUCUGGAUGGGAAGUCCCUCAGUCUAGCUGACUGCAACCUGCUUCCCAAGCUCAACAUAGUCAAGGUGGUGUGUAAGAAGUACCGUGACUUUGAGAUCCCUGUGGCUCUGACUGGUCUGACCCGCUACCUCACCAAGGCCAACCAGCAGGACGAGUUUCGAUAUACCUGUCCCAAGGACUCCGAGAUCCUACUGGCCUACCAAUCAGUGGCCAAAUACCUCAACAAGUAGAUGAGCAGAGAAGGAGGGGGAAAGAGGGGUGCAAGGAGAGAGAAUAUAGAGAGGGGUGGGGGGUGGGAGGGCAGACAGGGUAAAAGAGGAGCUGAAAAAGAUAUGUUUAGAAAAGAGAAGAAAUAUUUUUUUAAAAAGGGAAAAGAGGGCUAUGAAGAGAUGAGGACCAGAACAAUAGGCCUGCUGCCCGCGCUGCAGAACUGCAGCUUGUUUGCCUUCUUUCAAUGACAUAUUGAUGUAUAAGGCUGUGUGUGCAGGGUGAAAGUCUACUUAUACUGUACAUGUACUAUUACAAUGUGUAUUAUAUCAAUAUAAAUAUGCCUUUUCGCCAAAGCUUUUAUCCAAAGUGACUUACUUGCGUGCAUCAUUUCUUUUUAUAUGGGUGGUUCCAGGACUCCCUAUGGUGUUGCAAGCACCAUGCUCUACCAACUGAGCUAGGGAGACUCCCUAUGGUGUUGCAAGCACCGUGCUCUACCAACUGAGCUAGGGAGACUCCCUAUGGUGUUGCAAGCACCGUGCUCUACCAACUGAGCUAGGGAGACUCCCUAUGGUGUUGCAAGCACCGUGCUCUACCAACUGAGCUAGGGAGACUCCCUAUGGUGUUGCAAGCACCGUGCUCUACCAACUGAGCUAGGGAGACUCCCUAUGGUGUUGCAAGCACUGUGCUCUACCAACUGAGCUAGGGAGACUCCCUAUGGUGUUGCAAGCACCGUGCUCUACCAACUGAGCUAGGGAGACUCCCUAUGGUGUUGCAAGCACCGUGCUCUACCAACUGAGCUAGGGAGACUCCCUAUGGUGUUGCAAGCACCGUGCUCUACCAACUGAGCUAGGGAGACUCCCUAUGGUGUUGCAAGCACCGUGCUCUACCAACUGAGCGGAGGACCAAGUGCGUACAAUACAAUUGUGUGCUGCCUGUUUCGUUUUUGUAGAUAUUUGCAUUCUCUGAGUUAUGGUCAACAGUUCAAAUGUUAUGUUUAAUAACAAUGUAUUUUAUGCUCACAUUCUAAAACCUUGCAAUGUGCAUACUUUGUCUGGCAAUUGUAAUGAUCUGGAUUUUCUACCUGUGAGAGACAAAGAGACGGCACAGAUGUCACGUGGCCACGUCAACAAAGAUACAUGUGGUACAGUUGUGUGUGGGUUGAUAGGUUUUGCAUUUAUUGGAAUGCUCUACGUUGAAAUUACUGUCACAUCUCGUAGGCCCAGAGCAAUAUUAGUCUGAGUAGGCAUCAUUUGAAUUGGUUUAUUUAAAAGUGUUUGGAUUGCCAGAGGGAAACAGUACAAAUCUAAUAAAGUUUACGAAACUG
Messenger RNA from Oncorhynchus nerka (sockeye salmon), 2306 nucleotides. It is a transcript of the gene clic3, whose product is annotated as chloride intracellular channel 3. The transcript is spliced from 6 exons. Bases 283 to 1002 code for a protein of 239 amino acids. The record is from RefSeq and is a predicted model, not a curated record. Lineage: Eukaryota; Metazoa; Chordata; Actinopteri; Salmoniformes; Salmonidae.